Mesocestoides corti is the source of this 1932-nucleotide messenger RNA. Lineage: Eukaryota; Metazoa; Platyhelminthes; Cestoda; Cyclophyllidea; Mesocestoididae. The record is from the annotation of a GenBank genome assembly.
AUUAUGCUCGAAGCUCUUCUAACCCUCCUAAUUUGGUCUACCCCCUGCCUGAGUAAAGUGCCAGCAGCAUCGACGUCAUUCGAGUGUCCACCAGGAAAUCCGAGAUUGCGAACAUCGGUUGGGACGUACUGCGGCAGGCAGGAGACAGUCAUUUGGCCGGGAAAACGCACCACACAUGUGGAUAUUUACUACGAAUUAGUUGAUUCUCGUGUGGCUUACCUCGCUCUACAGGUCUGUUUUCACUUUCAAGGUAUUCGAUACGCUAGACCCCCGGUUGGAUCUUUGCGAUUUGCAAAACCUGUUCCCCCUACCCCUGAACCUGAUCGAAUGUUCAACGCUAUCGUCAAACCGGACGCGUGUUACCAAGUUGUUGAUAAGCUUUUCCAGGCAAGAAAAUUCAUUAUUUGUGCAACAUUGGCAAAAUGUCCCAUUUUCAUUCGUCCACGAAGAAUACCUACGGCACAAAUAACCUUCACCAAGAUCUCUAAUUGGACAGUCGUUGGUAGAACUGGAUCCCGCCUCAAACAGAUUCAUUCGGUGCCGGGUAAUAUGGGCUUGUGGGAUCAGAGGCUUGCGAUCAAGUGGGUGAAGGAUCACAUUGGAGCCUUCGGCGGAGACCCCUCCAGGAUCACGCUGUUCGGUGAGUCAGCUGGAGGCGUGAGCGUCAGUGCGCACCUCAUCUCACCCUGGUCCCACGCCUUCUUCACCAACGCCAUACUCCAAUCCGGCUCCGUCUUUAGCUACUGGGGCGUGGAGACCCCGAGGAAGCAGCUCAACCAAUCAAAACGGCAAGACAAGCUAGUUGACCUGGUUGGUUGUGGCGGGCGCAGUGGAAGUGACCUUCACGCCUGUCUCCAACUCAAGUCCCCUGAGGCCUACAUAGACGCGCAGACCAGCCUUUUUGACUCUGGGGCCUACUUCUCCGUGCCGUUUCCGCCUAUCCUCGACGGACACUUCUUGCCGUACUGGAACAGCCAGAACUUUGUGGAACUGGCCCACCUGAAGCCGUCGGGUUCCGUGAUGAUGGGUGUGAAUGCCAACGAGGGCAGUUACUUCCUUCUCUACACCCUCGUCUCAAACGACUCCUUCUUUGAGAACAGGGAGUCCCUGCCUGUUGCCACACGCGAAGACUACUUCAAGGCGCUCUACAAGGUUCUCGACCUCGACAACGACAGGAGACCAGACCUCAUGGAGGCUUUGGUGACAAUCACCGACUUUGAGUACCGCAACUUCUCUGAACCGCUAAAUCCCCACACCUGGACUCGAAUGCUGGAGGCGAUAAGCAGUGACCGAAGUUUCAAGUGUCCAGCAAUUGACUUUGCCCAGGCUCUGGUCAACCAGAACCGACCAGCACACUGGAAGCCGGCGCUGCGCAGCAUCACGCGUCCGACGUACUUCUAUGAGUUCGUCCACCGCACAGAAUCGCUGCCGUGGCCAAAAUGGGCCGGUACCAUGCAUGGCUACGAGAUAGAGUAUGUUUUUGGCAUGCCCUACUCACCGGUGUUCGCCGAGAACUACUACCGUUUCACGGACGCUGAACGCGAACUCAGUGACAAGAUGAUGACGUAUUGGACGAACUUUGCGCGGACAGGGGACCCAAACCUCCUUCCGAAUGGAAAAUUUGUGAAUUCGGACGAAGAGAAGUCGAGGAAAGUUGGUAGAGAGCCACAAUCGUGGGAAAGCUCGGUGGGCGCCGAUUUGACCCUGGAUGCUUCCUCCACUUGCCUGCCACACCACCUGCGAAUGCGUCGCUGGCAGGAGUUCGACAACGAGACUGAAGUCUUUCUCAUUCUCGACACGGACAAUUUGAGGACGGGCGCUCAUCCGAGGUCGAGGCAAUGCCUCUUCUGGCGUCGUUGGUUUCCAAUAUUGUUGCAACACGGUAAUUUGUAUGGCGCGCUGAACGUCUCUCAGGAAGCUGCCUACCAAUGA